AUGGCCGAGAACCUGCUGGACGGGCCGCCCACCGCCAAGCGGGCCAAGCUCAACUCCCCGCCCGGCUUUCCCCGCCUCGGACCCCGCCGCAGUAUCAUUGCAGAUUUUAGAUCUCUGUUUGAACUGGAAAAUGAUCUUCCAGAUGAGUUGAUCCCUAAUGGAGAGCUGAAUCUUUUAAACAGCAGUGGGAACCACGUUCCAGAUGCAGCUUCUAAACACAAGCAACUUUCUGAUCUUCUGAGGGGAGGAAGCGGUUCUUCUUUAAACCCAGGAAUUGUAAAUGUGAGCGCCAGUAACCAGGUCCCACAAGGAGUCAACAGCCAAGUCCAAGGGCAGCCAAACAGCGUGAACAUUGGCAAUCUAGGUGCCAUGGGCAAGAAUCCUUUGAACCAGGCAGACACUGCUGCACCCGCUCUGGUCAAGCAGCCAGUCAGUACAUCUGGGCCCAGCACACCAGCGACUCAACCCUUGAGCUCUCAGCCACAGAAGCAAGUAGGGAUGGUGACAAGCAGCUCAGCAACCUCUCAGGCAGGAUCUGGGAUGUGUAUAAACAGUGGUUUCAGCCAGGCCCAUCCAGGUCUUCUCAACACUAAUUCUGGCCACGGUUUAAUGAAUCAGGCCCAACAAGGGCAGGUGUUGAAUGGAUCCCUUGGGCCAGCUGGAAGAGGAAGAGGCGCUGGAAUGCAGUACACGACACCCGCCAUGCAGGGGAAUGCUGGCAGUGUGCUAACAGACACCUUAACACAGGUGUCUCCCCAAAUGGCAAGUCACACGGGGCUGAACCCAACCCAGGCAGGAGCCAUGGCAAAAAUGGGAAUGGCCAGUAACACAAGUCCCUUCGGGCAACAGUUUAGUCAGACUGGAGGGCAGCAGAUGGGAACAACAGGAACGAACCCUCCGUUACCAGUUAAGCCAGGCAUUGGCAAUAGUGUGGUGUCUCCCUUUCCUGCAGACAUCAAGAGUGUCUCAGUUACCAGUGUGCCAAAUAUGCCUCAAAUGCAGCCCCAGGUGCAGCAGGUGGGAAUUGUACCAACACAGGCAAUGGCAACGGGUCCCACAGCUGAUCCUGAAAAGCGCAAACUUAUUCAGCAGCAACUGGUUCUGCUACUUCAUGCUCACAAAUGUCAGAGGCGAGAGCAAGCAAAUGGAGAGGUGCGCGCAUGUGCUCUUCCUCAUUGUCGAACGAUGAAAAAUGUUCUCAAUCACAUGACACAUUGUCAAGCUGGAAAGGCCUGUCAAGUUGCCCACUGUGCAUCCUCACGCCAGAUCAUCUCCCACUGGAAGAACUGCACGCGGCACGACUGCCCCGUCUGCCUCCCACUUAAAAAUGCCAGCGACAAGAGGAGCCAGCAACCGCUCCUUGGAUCCCCUGGUAAUGGAAUCCAGAGUUCUGUUGCUUCUGGAACAAGCCAGCCGACAGCUCCUUCCCUAAGUAACCCUAACCCAAUUGAUCCCAGCUCCAUGCAGCGGGCCUAUGCUGCUCUCGGCUUGCCUUAUGGCAAUCAGCCACAGGCUCCAUUGCAGCCACAAGUACAAGGCCAGCAAACGGCUCAGCCUCAGACCCAUCAGCAGAUGCGGACCAUAAAUGCAUUGGGAGCUAAUCAGAUGAAUCUUGCUGCGGGAGGAUUAACAGACCAGCAAGCUGGCAUGAUCUCAGAAACUGCUCUUCCGACUUCACUCCGGGCAGCAAACCCUUUAAUGAAUGAUGGUCCAAAUGCUGGCAGUGUUACAAGUCUUGGUGGCUCCAUGCCAACAGCUGCACCGCCUUCCAGUGCUGGAAUGAGAAAAGCUUGGCAUGAACACGUCACUCAGGAUUUACGCAAUCACUUAGUCCAUAAACUCGUCCAAGCCAUCUUCCCCACUCCUGACCCAGCUGCACUGAAAGAUCGCCGGAUGGAGAAUCUGGUGGCUUAUGCUAGGAAAGUGGAAGGCGACAUGUACGAAUCGGCUAACAGUCGGGAUGAAUACUACCAUUUAUUGGCUGAGAAAAUCUAUAAAAUUCAAAAGGAACUUGAAGAAAAGCGGAGGUCUCGUUUACAUAAGCAAGGGAUCAUGGGUAACCAGCCAGCCUUGCAGCCCCCGGGGGGUCAGGCAGCUGGCAUUCCACAGGUGGCAGCAACCAUGGCACAGCCUGUAAGACCUCCCAAUGGGCCGAUGCCAAUGCCAAACGUGCCUCUGAGCCGCUUGCAGGUCUCUCAAGGAAUGGGAGUGAAUCAGUUUCACCCUAUAUCCAUAGGGAAUGUCCAGAUGCCUCAGGCCGCCAUGGGACCCCGUGCAGCUUCUCCAAUGAGCCAUCCUGUCCAGAUGAACAACAUCAGCUCCGUUCCAGCAAUGGCCAUGUCUCCUUCGCGGAUGCCUCAGCCUCAGAACGUGCUGGCAGCCCAUUCGAGCAGCCUGAUGAGCCAAGCCUCCACCCAGGCCCAGUUCCUGUCACAAAACCAGUUCCCUGCCUCCACGGGCGCCAUGAGUGUCAGCAGUGCAGCCAUGGGGCAGGCAGCCGCGGCAUCACAGGGACAAGUUCCUGGCGCAGCUCUUCCUAACUCUGUGACGACACUAGAACCACAGAGCAGCCAGCUCUCGUGUCCUCCAGCGCCCCAGCUGCCCCUGCAUCAGCCAGUGCCUCCUUUGGCUAGCGUGCCAUCCGUUCAGCACCAGACCCCUCCACAGCCAGCAGUGCCUGCCCAGCCAGCCACCCCCGUCUCUGCUUCAGGACAAGCCCCCACCCCAGUCGCUGGCUCCGUUCCAAAUGCCACGCAGAUGCAAAGCACACCUUCCGGGCAAGCAGCUGCACAGACGCAAGUCACGCCACAGCCUCAGACUCCAGUGCAGCCCCCCUCUGUGCCAACGCCUCAGCCUCCCCAGCAGCAGCCAACCUCCGCCCAGGCCCCUGGCACACCUCUGUCCCAAGCAGCUGCAAGCAUUGACAACCGGGUGCCAACACCAGGCUCUGCUGCCAGUGCUGAUGUCAACACCCAGCAGCUUGGGCAUGACACACAUGGGCAAGAGUUGAAAGCAGAAGUCAAGACUGAAAGGACAGAGCUGGAGUGUGGGGAAGCCCCAAUGGAGCCCAAGCCUGAGUUGGAGGAGGCCUUGCAAGGGCCUGCACAAGCCAAAGAAGAAGCCAGUGGUCUAGAGCUCAGGCAAGAGCCAAUGGAAAUAGAGGGAAAGAAGCCAGAUCUAAAAGAGGAAGAUGACAGCGGCUGUACUGGUGCCCCUUCGCAGUCCACAUCACCCUCUCAGCCAAGGAAGAAGAUUUUUAAACCUGAGGAGCUGCGUCAGGCUCUCAUGCCUACCCUGGAAGCGUUGUAUAGGCAGGACCCUGAGUCUCUGCCUUUCAGGCAGCCGGUGGAUCCUCAGCUCCUGGGUAUUCCGGAUUAUUUCGACAUUGUGAAGAAUCCCAUGGACCUUUCCACAAUUAAACGCAAGCUGGAUACAGGACAGUACCAAGAACCGUGGCAAUAUGUGGAUGAUGUCUGGUUAAUGUUUAAUAAUGCCUGGCUUUAUAAUCGCAAGACAUCAAGAGUCUAUAAAUUUUGCACUAAACUUGCGGAGGUCUUCGAACAAGAAAUUGACCCUGUUAUGCAGUCCCUGGGAUACUGUUGUGGGCGCAAGUAUGAAUUUUCCCCUCAAACCUUGUGCUGCUAUGGCAAACAGCUGUGUACCAUUCCCCGUGAUGCUGCCUACUACAGUUACCAGAAUAGGUAUCACUUCUGCGAGAGAUGUUUCACUGAAAUCCAGGGGGAAAACAUUACCUUAGGGGAUGACCCUGCCCAGCCACAAACAACAAUCUUGAAAGAUCAGUUUGAGAAGAAGAAAAAUGACACACUAGAUCCAGAGCCGUUUGUGGAUUGCAAAGAAUGUGGCCGGAAGAUGCAUCAGAUCUGUGUGCUGCAUUAUGACAUUAUUUGGCCUUCAGGUUUUGUUUGUGACAACUGCUUGAAGAAAACAGGGCGAACACGUAAAGAAAACAAAUUCAGUGCCAAGAGGCUGCAGACCACUCGCUUAGGAAACCAUUUGGAAGACAGGGUGAACAAAUUUUUGCGGCGGCAGAACCACCCAGAAGCCGGGGAAGUCUUUGUGAGAGUAGUGGCCAGUUCAGACAAGACGGUGGAAGUGAAACCAGGAAUGAAAUCGAGGUUUGUAGACUCUCGUGAAAUGGCCGAGGCCUUCCCCUACCGAACAAAAGCCCUCUUUGCUUUUGAAGAAAUUGAUGGCGUGGAUGUUUGCUUCUUUGGCAUGCAUGUGCAGGAGUAUGGCUGGGACUGCCCACCCCCAAACACCAGGCGUGUGUACAUCUCCUAUCUGGACAGUAUUCAUUUCUUCCGGCCAAGAUGUCUCCGGACGGCUGUUUACCAUGAAAUCCUCAUUGGGUACCUGGAGUACGUCAAGAAACUAGGGUAUGUGACUGGCCACAUCUGGGCCUGCCCGCCAAGUGAGGGGGAUGACUAUAUCUUCCACUGUCACCCUCCUGAUCAGAAAAUCCCCAAGCCCAAGCGCCUGCAGGAGUGGUACAAGAAGAUGCUGGACAAGGCGUUUGCAGAGAGGAUCAUUCAUGACUACAAGGACAUCUUCAAGCAAGCGACGGAGGACCGGCUGACGAGUGCCAAAGAACUCCCUUACUUUGAGGGUGACUUUUGGCCCAACGUGCUGGAAGAGAGCAUUAAAGAACUGGAGCAGGAAGAGGAGGAGAGGAAGAAGGAGGAGAGCACCGCUGCUAGCGAGACGCCAGAGGGCAGCCAGAGCGACAGCAAGAAUGCGAAGAAGAAGAACAACAAGAAGACCAAUAAGAACAAGAGCAGCAUCAGCAGGGCCAACAAGAAGAAGCCCAGCAUGCCGAAUGUCUCCAACGACCUCUCCCAGAAACUUUAUGCCACCAUGGAAAAGCAUAAGGAGGUCUUCUUUGUGAUUCACUUGCAUGCUGGACCAGUCAUCAACACGCUGCCCCCCAUUGUGGACCCGGAUCCAUUGCUCAGCUGUGAUCUGAUGGAUGGUCGCGAUGCCUUCCUCACUUUAGCCCGGGACAAGCACUGGGAAUUUUCUUCUCUGCGUCGCUCCAAAUGGUCCACACUGUGUAUGCUUGUGGAGCUGCACACCCAAGGGCAGGACCGUUUUGUCUACACGUGCAAUGAGUGCAAACACCAUGUGGAAACCAGGUGGCAUUGCACAGUGUGUGAGGAUUACGAUCUGUGCAUCAACUGCUACAACACCAAGAGCCACGAACACAAGAUGGUCAAGUGGGGGCUGGGCCUGGACGACGACAGCAACAGCCAAGGAGAGCAGCAGUCGAAGAGCCCGCAGGAGUCGCGCCGCCUGAGCAUCCAGCGUUGCAUCCAGUCCCUGGUGCAUGCGUGCCAGUGCCGGAAUGCCAACUGCUCCUUGCCGUCCUGCCAGAAGAUGAAACGGGUCGUCCAGCACACCAAGGGCUGCAAGCGCAAGACCAACGGGGGCUGCCCCGUCUGCAAGCAGCUGAUCGCCCUCUGCUGCUACCACGCCAAGCACUGCCAAGAGAACAAAUGCCCCGUGCCCUUCUGCCUCAACAUCAAACACAAGCUCCGCCAGCAGCAGCUCCAACACCGCCUGCAGCAGGCGCAGUUGAUGCGGCGGAGGAUGGCCACCAUGACCACCCGCAACGUGCCUCAGCAAAGUUUGCCUUCUCCUACCUCAGCCACUCCUGGGACUCCAACACAACAGCCCAGCACCCCCCAGACCCCCCAGCCUCCCCCCCAGCCCUCCCCUGCCAGCGUGUCUCCCGCUGGUUUCCCCAGUGGGGCAAGAACUCAGCCCCCACCCCCCAUUUCAGCAGGCAAACCCACCCCCGCAGUGGCUGUGGCCCCCCCUCCCUCCCAGCCUCCCCCAGGAGCCGUGGAAGCCGCUCGGCAAAUAGAGAUGGAAGCCGCCCAGCAGCAGCAGCAGCUGUACCGCGUUAGCAGCAACGGCUUGCCUCCUGGCCGAGCAGGCAUGGUGAGUCCAGCGGUCGGUGCUGUCAGCCCCAUGCAGCAGGUGGGCAUGAACGUCCCCCGGCCCAACACGGUGAGUGGCCCCGUGAUGUCCAACCUGCACCCUGGACAGUGGCCAUCGGCUCCCUUGCCGCCGCAGCAGCAGCAGCCUCCCCUGCAGCCCGGCAUGCCCAGGCCCGGCAUGCCCAUCACAGCCCAGCAAGCAGUCGCCGGGCCCAGGAUGCCAGGCGUGCAGCAGCCGUCGCCCCGCAGCAUUGCCCCCAACGCUUUGCAGGAGCUGCUGCGGACUUUGAAAUCCCCCAGCUCCCCGCAGCAGCAGCAGCAAGUGCUCAACAUUCUGAAGUCCAACCCUCAGCUCAUGGCCGCUUUUAUCAAGCAGAGAACAGCCAAAUACGUAGCCACUCAGCCGCCCCUGCAGCAGCCGCCCCCGCCACCAGCAGGCCUGCACGCUCCGUCGGGCUUGCAGAACAUGAAUGUGCUGCAGGCUGGGGGGCAGAGAGCUGGGGUUCCUCCUCAGCAGCCAGGUCUGGGGGGCUUGAAUGCCCAGGGACAGGCGGUCCUGACCCCCAGCCACAACGCGAGCAUGGCCAGCAUGAGCCCUCAGUACCGGGAGCUCCUGAGAAGGCAGCUUCUGCAGCAGCAAGGCAGCCCUGGCCUCACUGCGCAUACCCAGUUCCAGCAGCCCCCGGGGCCAGCAGGCUAUUCCCAAGCCCUGCAGCAGCAGCAGCGCCUGCAGCAGCAGCAGCAGCAUCUCUCGCUCCAGGGGGGAGCCCUGGGCCAGAUGGCUCCGCUGGCCCCCAUGGGGACGGACAGUGGCCCCAGCAUCCAGCAAGCUUUGCAGCAGCGCCUCCUCCAGCAGCAGCAGCAGAUGAAGCAGCAGAUCGGCUCCCCGGCUGCUCAGGCCAGCCCCAUGAGUCCCCAGCAGCACAUGCUCUCAGGACAAGCGCCAGCGCCUCACCUCCCUGGCCAGCAGAUCGCCCCUCCUUCCCUCAGCAGCCAGGUGCGGUCCCCGGCGCCCGUGCAGUCUCCCCGCCCCCAGUCCCAGCCGCCACAUUCCAGCCCGUCGCCCCGGCUGCAGCCCCAGCCCUCUCCUCACCACGUCUCUCCGCAGACCGGCUCCCCGCACCCCGGGCUGGCCGUGACGAUGGCCGGCUCCCUGGAGCAAGGGCACCCCGAACAAAGUGCAAUGCUGCCCCAACUUAACCCCCCCAACAGGAAUGUGUUACCAAAUGAAUUAGCCCUGGUUGGCGACACUACAGGCGGUGACACGCUAGAGAAAUUUGUGGAGGGCUUGUAGCAGCGUGGGAGCCUGCUGGCCUCUCCCAGAACACUUUGUACUGCAAAAAGACCUCUCGCUUGACGUGAGACUGGUUCUUCCCGCACCCGUGGAAGGAGGAAUUGCUGUUUAAAAAGAAAUGCAAAGAAUAUAUAUAUAUUUUUUGUUAAAGCCAACCAGGUGUGGUUCAAAUAACCUGGUCUCCUUUCCUUGGUUGUUGAUGUUGUUAUUGUUGUGGGUUCUUUUGUUCUGUUGUUACCGUUGACUUUGCUUUUUUAAAAAAAGAGGGGAAACAAGUCCAUUGUAUUCAUAAUUUUAUUUGUACUUUCAAAACUAAGCAUUUGUGUUCAAAAAAAGAAUAUUCUUUGGGAACUGUUUCCUGAAAUAACGCAUCAUUCUGAUGUAUCCUGCUCACUUUGACAUGUUGCAGAAAGAUUUUUUUUUCUGUACUCAACUCUGCAGGUAUCUGAAGUAUUAUUACCCCUGGAAAAAUAUAGGAACCGACUCUUGCACAUGCAAACACACAUGUUGCAGGUGUAGAAAUUGUUUCUUUGUUUCUCUGAUGAAACUGGUUUUAGAUUUAAAAAAAAUAGGGAUGAUCACUUCUUAGACUGCUGAUUUUAAUACAGAAGCAGAUUCUGUUCUUUCAUUAUUUGAUGUGAAACUUGAAAUGAGGAAAAGCAAUUUUAGUGUAAAUCAUGCAAACUCUAUAAUUAUAAAUGCAGAAAAUUCAACAAGAUUCAAUCACUGUAUAGAAGGAGGGAACAAACAUUUCUUACUUCUAUAGCAUAUUGUUAAAUAAACUGUGCAACAGACAAAAAGGGUGGGCCUCCUUGAACUCAUGUACAUGGUAUUAACUCUUAGUGUUUGGGGGUUUUUGUUAUAAAAAUGCUGUUUUCAACAUUGUAUUUGGACUAUGCAUGUCUUUUUUCCAUUGUAUAUAAAGUAUUGCUUAAAAGUGAUAUAAAUUACUGAAGUUUUUUAA
Molecule: messenger RNA, 8218 nt
Organism: Heteronotia binoei (common prickly gecko)
Lineage: Eukaryota; Metazoa; Chordata; Lepidosauria; Squamata; Gekkonidae
Gene: CREBBP
Product: CREB binding protein
Exons: 31
Coding region: 1-7254 (2417 amino acids)
Biological process (GO): positive regulation of transcription by RNA polymerase II
Cellular component (GO): nucleus; transcription regulator complex; histone acetyltransferase complex
Molecular function (GO): transcription coactivator activity; protein binding; zinc ion binding
Source: RefSeq, a predicted model, not a curated record